CUACAUCGACACGCCUAAAGUGGAGUAGUUUUUAGUUGUAAAAAAAAAUUCAGACACCGGCCAUUGAUUAGAAACAUAUUUACAAGUGAAAAGAAAGGUUAACUCAAAUAAAAAUGUCUAAGACAGAAUGGCCAGAGCUAGUUGGACUGCCAGCACAAGAGGCGGAAGCAAAAAUUAAAGAAGAAAACAGUAACCUUACGGUGCAUAUUUUGCCCGAGCUGUCACCAGUAACAAUGGAUUAUAGAGAAGAUCGUGUUAGAAUUUUUACUAAUGCGGAGAAUAAAGUAUCCCAAGUUCCCAGAACGGGAUGAUGUACUGUUUCAUAAUAACUGUAAUGAGUCCAUUAAUAAAUAAAUGUAUGUCGUUUAAU
Molecule: messenger RNA, 370 nt
Organism: Lottia gigantea (owl limpet)
Lineage: Eukaryota; Metazoa; Mollusca; Gastropoda; Lottiidae
Exons: 3
Coding region: 114-311 (65 amino acids)
Biological process (GO): response to wounding
Molecular function (GO): serine-type endopeptidase inhibitor activity
Source: RefSeq, a predicted model, not a curated record